This is a messenger RNA of Purpureocillium lilacinum, 1503 nucleotides long. RefSeq lists its product as uncharacterized. Gene Ontology annotation, biological process: intracellular protein localization; cytoskeleton-dependent cytokinesis. Gene Ontology annotation, molecular function: molecular adaptor activity; GTP binding; GTPase activity. The record is from RefSeq and is a predicted model, not a curated record. Gene Ontology annotation, cellular component: cell division site; septin complex; cytosol. NCBI's taxonomy places the organism in Eukaryota, Fungi, Ascomycota, Sordariomycetes, Hypocreales, Ophiocordycipitaceae.
AUGACCAGCCCCCAGCCGCGUCGCUCCAGCUUCGGAAUGUUGCUCAAGCGUAGCAAGAGCGGCGACUUUGGCAAAGGCAAGAAGGCUCAGGCUCUUAAAGAGGCCGAGCUCGAGCGCCAGCGCCAGGCCGCUGCAUCGCGCGUGCCCCCCAAGCUGCCCGAGUUCUCCAACCACUCCGAGCAGCUCUCCAAGUCUCUCGGCCCGGACCUGCAGUCGUCCGAGCCCGCCUACAGCCUCUCUCCCGGCCAUCACGGUGUCAGUCGCGGCUCUGCCGAGGCCCCUCGCUCCUACUCUGCCGCCAACCACCCGCCCGUCCCGCCCGUUCCCUUCGACCCCUAUGCCCGAACCGAGAGCAUGACGCACCGCGGUCGUUACAGCUACGCCAGCAGUGCCAUCAGCACUAUCAACAGCCCGCGGAGGGUCCGCAGAAGAAAGGAUCCCACUCCGUUCAACAUCCUCGUCAUCGGAACCCGGGGCUCGGGCAAGACUUCCUUCAUCGAAUUCCUAAAGACGGCCUUCGCAUUGCCCGCGCACAAGCGUCCUACUCGCAAGCCCGAAGAGGAUGACUUCAAGGUCCACGCUCCCGCCAGCGGCAACUUUGUGCCCCACUACCUCGAAACCGAGAUCGACAGUGAGCGCAUUGGCUUGACCCUAUGGGACUCGGAAGGCGUUGAGAAGAAUCUGGUGGAUUUGCAGCUGAGGGAGAUGUCGGGCUUCCUCGAGAGCAAGUUUGAGGAGACGUUUGCCGAGGAGAUGAAAGUUGUCCGCUCACCAGGCGUCCAAGACACUCACAUUCACGCCGUCUUCUUUGUGCUGGACCCGGCGGCGCUCGACCGCAACAUUGCCUCCGCUCGCAAGGCCGCAGGCUAUCAGAACGGCGGCGUCAACGGACUCAACCACCGCACCUUUGGCGGCCUUGACCACGACGUGGACCUCCAGAUCCUGCGUGCCCUCUCUGGGAAGACGACUGUCAUUCCUGUCAUCGCCAAAGCCGACACCGUCACGACCAAGCACAUGAAUGUCCUCAAGAAGGCUGUCUGGGACAGCAUUAAGAAGGCCAACCUCGACCCGCUCGAGGCUCUGGGCUUGGAUGACGAGGGCGACGACCUGUCCGGCCGGAUCGACGAGGAGGAUGAAGAAGCCAUCGACGACGAGCCGCAUAUGAUGCCGUCGCCGCCGACGUCUCCCAAUUCAAAGCGUCUUUCGAGCCAGUCGAUUCGCAAACACAAGGCGCAGCCGGAGACCAAGGAGGACGAUACGCCAUUCCUACCACUGUCGAUCAUCAGCCCCGACCUCUACGAGCCUGGUGUCGCCGGCCGACAGUUCCCCUGGGGCUUCGCUGACCCAUACAACGAGACCCACUGCGACUUCCAGCGCCUCAAGGAGGCCGUUUUCAGCGAGUGGCGUGCCGAGCUGCGUGAGGCGAGCCGCGAGCAGUGGUACGAGGGCUGGCGGACCAACAAGCUUAACCGCGGCACCGGAGCGUCAUUCCGCGCCCGGUAG